UCCAUUCAGCCUAUAAUAAAUACACACUUUCUCUCUCCUCUGUCUAAAAAGUCUCCUUCCUUCCUUCUUCCUACAAGUUGAAGAUAUAGAUAGCUUCAAGGACUAUCUCUAUAUAUAUUGCACUUCAUUAGCUGCUUCUGGAUAACAAUUCACUUGGCCAGUUCAAGAGCAUCUGUGUUGAAAAAGAUUAGUUGGAUUUUUUCUACUCCGGUUUCAAGUUUUCAGCUGCUAUGGAAUACAAAAAUCUGAUUGAUACUUCACUGGAUCUCAAUAUCAAUCCUUUGAGAUUUCUCGACGAAGCUCCGAAUAUGGAGCUGCAAAGCAAUUCUAUUGAGUUGGGGAGGGGGCUCUCAGUAAAAAAAGAGGCAGGUGCAUUAGUGGAGGAAUUGAAUCGGGUGAGCGCAGAAAACAAGAAGCUAACUGAAAUGUUAACUGUGAUGUGUGAGAACUACAAUGCUUUGCGAGGCCAAUUGAUGGAUUAUAUGAGCAAGAAUGAGCCAACUGUAUCGAGGAAGAGAAAGGCCGAGGGCACCACAAACAACAACAAUGACAAUACUAUUAACAAUGGAACAACAACUGGGAACUCAGAGAGUAGCUCAAGUGAUGAAGAUUCAUGCAAGAAGCCCAGGGAAGAACACGUGAAGGCGAAAAUUUCAAGGAACUAUGUUCGAACUGAAGCAUCCGAUACAAGCCUUAUAGUGAAGGAUGGAUAUCAAUGGAGGAAAUAUGGGCAAAAGGUCACCAGAGACAACCCCUCUCCUAGAGCUUACUUCAAAUGCUCCUUUGCUCCUAGCUGCCCUGUCAAAAAGAAGGUGCAAAGAAGUGUUGAAGAUCAAUCAAUCCUGGUUGCAACAUAUGAAGGUGAACACAACCAUCCACACCCUUCAAGUAUGGAGGCGACAUCGGGUUCUAACCAUUGCAUGACACUUGGUUCAGUCCCCUGCUCAGCUUCACUCAACUCAUCUGGACCUACCAUUACUCUUGACCUAACAAAGCCUAAACCUAACAGUGAGGCUAAAAACACAAGCCAGAGAGUGGAUUCACCGGAAUUUCAACGGUUCUUGGCAGAACAAAUGGCUUCUUCCUUAUCGAAAGAUCCAAGUUUCAAAGCAGCACUCGUGGCCGCCAUUUCCGGAAAAAUUCUUCAACAUAAUCAGACAGAGAAAUGGUGAAAAGCAACACGGGGAGUUGAUUACCAUGUAUUGUAGUUUGACUUCUAGAAAGAUUUGGAGUCCACAAAUUGAUGUAAAUACCACAUAGGAGAAGAAGCAAACUAUUGGGACACGUAGUUUGAAUUUUCUCAAAUGAAUGGAUAGCUUUAUUUGAGGUUGCAACUUGGAUGGUUGAAUCAGACUCAGCAAAAGCUCAAUACAACCAAUAGGCAUAUCCUUGGGUUGAAAUUUUGUAAUACAACCUAGUGUGCCUUGGUUGAAGCCUUGCAAGACAUAUAUUCACCCCAAAUUUCCCACUUUCUAUGUCAAUUAUUCAUAUGAAUUAUGACUCAUGUGGAACAUGUUCGACAUGAUAUUUUUCUUCCCAUAAA
This is a messenger RNA of Cornus florida, 1543 nucleotides long. RefSeq names its product probable WRKY transcription factor 40. Gene Ontology annotation, molecular function: sequence-specific DNA binding; DNA-binding transcription factor activity. Gene Ontology annotation, biological process: regulation of DNA-templated transcription. The transcript is spliced from 5 exons. The record is from RefSeq and is a predicted model, not a curated record. NCBI's taxonomy places the organism in Eukaryota, Viridiplantae, Streptophyta, Magnoliopsida, Cornales, Cornaceae. The coding region runs from base 231 to 1172 and encodes 313 amino acids.